This is a messenger RNA of Drosophila takahashii, 650 nucleotides long. It is a transcript of the gene mtSSB, whose product is annotated as mitochondrial single stranded DNA-binding protein. Gene Ontology annotation, molecular function: single-stranded DNA binding. Gene Ontology annotation, cellular component: mitochondrial nucleoid. NCBI's taxonomy places the organism in Eukaryota, Metazoa, Arthropoda, Insecta, Diptera, Drosophilidae. Gene Ontology annotation, biological process: positive regulation of helicase activity; mitochondrial DNA replication. The record is from RefSeq and is a predicted model, not a curated record.
GAUAUAGCGAUAACAUUGUUAACCCAGCUCUAUUUGUAAUAUAAUUUUUGAUCAGCCAACAAAACUUUUGUUAAAUAAUGAUGCAACACACAAAGCGCAUGCUGACUCCUCUGAUAAGCGGACUGCGCAAUUUACCGGCACGCGGUGCAACAACUACGACGGCAGCUGCGCCCGCCAAAAUUGAAAAAACCGUCAACACGGUUACCAUUUUGGGAAGAGUUGGAGCCGAUCCCCAGCUGCGGGGAUCCCAGGAGCACCCGGUGGUCACCUUUUCCGUCGCCACACACACAAACUACAAAUACGAGAACGGCGACUGGGCCCAGCGCACCGACUGGCAUCGAGUGGUGGUCUUCAAGCCCAAUCUGCGCGACACCGUGCUGGAGUACCUGAAGAAGGGACAGCGCACCAUGGUGCAGGGCAAGAUUACCUACGGAGAGAUCACCGACCUGCAGGGCAACCAGAAGACCAGCACCAGCAUCAUUGCCGACGAUGUGCUCUUCUUCCGCGAUGCCAAUAACUAGGAUUUAAGCCCAAAAGACCAAACCUAAUCUUAAGCACAAAGUUUAACUUGCAGCAUUGUAAGCAUUUAUACUAUACGUAUGGAUAUAUUAUGUUAUCAAAUCUUGGAUUACAUGCGUAGUUGUAUUUCA